Hypoxylon fragiforme is the source of this 3024-nucleotide messenger RNA. RefSeq names its product Metalloprotease. Gene Ontology annotation, cellular component: mitochondrial intermembrane space. The transcript is spliced from 3 exons. The record is from RefSeq and is a predicted model, not a curated record. NCBI's taxonomy places the organism in Eukaryota, Fungi, Ascomycota, Sordariomycetes, Xylariales, Hypoxylaceae. Gene Ontology annotation, biological process: proteolysis; peptide metabolic process. Bases 704 to 2833 code for a protein of 709 amino acids. Gene Ontology annotation, molecular function: metalloendopeptidase activity.
CUACAAUUCAGUACUAUGUAGGUAGCUACGAAGCACCAGACCACUAAUUCUUCACUUUCCAGGUUGUGAAUUAGGUACCUACCCUGGUACGUAAUCCCCCGCAAUCAAGAAAAGGGCUUAGCGGGUCAAGUUUGUGUGGGCUGUCUUGGCUUCGUCACGAUCAGCAUCAAUUUGGUAGGUGCUGUUGGCAACUUACCUUAGGGUACCUAAAGUCACCAGGUAGAACAACGUUUGAUAUUACCUCUGAUUCCGAAACGCGCACCUGCAUUUGCCUGCACCUGCAUUAGACAAGCAAAGGUGCCUAAUACCUUCCUCAUAUCUACAUACGCUAGUAGCAAUACCUAAAGAAACUCCGCUGGGCUCAUUCCUUUCCUUUAAUAUUCUUACAUACUACCUAACCCUAGGUACCCCUCAGUCGUGAUCCAAACCUUUCUUUUGACAGAAAGGUCAAGAUAGGAAAAGCAGUCUCUGACGGAUCAAGGUGGCUACUCCUAUAAGAAGGCGUAACAUAUCCUUCCCCCUUCUUAUACCUGCCUUUCUUGUCCUCUUCCUCGCUAUUAUUACCUUCAAUCUGGCUACCACACGGGCGCUCUCUCGCUUGACAUUAUAUCUGAAUCAAUUACGUCCCAAGUAUUCUCCCCCAUCAACUUCUUUUCCUGCCACUGUCUCUCUCACUUCUCGUCGAUCCAUUAUAAACGCCAGCAUGGCUCCCGACAAGUACAAGAACCCUCCCCAGGCUCCACCAGCCUUCAUAGGGACCAAAGAUUCGAUUAUUGGCGAUGCGAAGGCUAUUUGCGAAACUACACGGUCUCUACUCGACAAAAUUGUCGCAGAUAUCCCUGCCGACAAAGCGACCUUCACCUCUGUCCUAGCACCAACUGCCGAAGACGAGAAUGAGACACAACUGAAGAAUCGUAUCCUCACAUUCUAUCAAUACGUUUCUGGUAACGCCGAUCUUCGUAACGCUUCCACCGAAGCCGAUAAAAUACUUGAAAACUUCGCUAUCGAGUGUAAUACGCGUGAAGAUGUUUUUCAACUCGUUGAUGCUGUCUUUAAGGCCCAAAAGAGCAAGGAACCCAAUCUCGACGCUGAGAGCCUCCUAUUUCUUGAGAAGGAACACAAAGGCUAUAUCAGGAGUGGACUAGGGCUGCCCAAAGGCCAACCAAGAGAUCGCUUCACAGAGAUCAAACAGCGACUCAGUCAGAUCUCCAUUGAGUUCUCCAAGAAUCUCAACGAGGAGAAAGGUGGUAUAUGGCUCACUAGGGAAGAAUUGGAUGGUGUUCACAGUGACGUGCUUGACGGCCUGGAAAAGGGUACUGGAGAGAACGAAGGAAAGCUUAAGCUCAGCUUCAAGUAUCCCGAUAUUUUCCCUACCCUAAAAUUUGCCAAAAACCCGGAGACGAGGAAGAAAGUCUUCAUAGCUAAUGAAAAUAAGACAAACCAAAACGCGCCUCUGUUUAGGGAAACUAUCCUACUACGUGACGAGGCUGCGAGGAUCUUGGGCUACCCAAACCAUGCUGCUUUCCGCAUAGAAGAUAAGAUGGCCAAGUUGCCAGAAACGGUAAAUGUUUUCUUGGCAGACCUUCGAAAACGCCUUGCACCUGGUGGCGAGAAGGAAAAGGCACACCUCCUGGAGCUGAAGAAGAAGGAUGAGGAAUCAAGAGGUCUGAAACCAGAUGGCAAUUACUACCUCUGGGAUCAUCGAUUCUACGAUCGGAUGAUGGUAGAACAAGAAUAUAGCAUCGACGAGGUCAAGAUUGCCGAAUACUUCCCACUGCAAAGUACUGUGCGGGGGAUGUUACACAUCUUCGAAGAACUAUUCGGCCUGGCAUUUGUCGAAUUAGAUGCUGAUGAGCGGAAAAGACUGUCGCCGACUGGUAAAGCCGAGGAUAUUACAUGGCAUGAGGACGUUAUUGUCUUCUCUGUUUGGGAUGACAGUUCUGAGGGGGAUGGCUUCAGUGGCUAUCUCUAUCUCGAUUUACACCCGAGGGAAGGCAAGUAUGGUCACGCUGCUAACUUCAAUUUACAGCCUGGCUUCGUCAGGAAGGAUGGCACACGCAGAUAUCCUGCCACGGCUCUAGUGUGCAAUUUCUCCAAGCCCACGGAGAAGAAACCCUCGUUGCUGAAACACGACGAAGUGGUUACGCUGUUCCACGAGCUCGGGCACGGUAUCCAUGACCUGUCUGGCCGAUGCACCUACAGCAGAUUCCACGGAACAUCGACAGUUAGAGAUUUCGUCGAAGCUCCUAGUCAGAUGCUUGAGAACUGGUGUUGGACACCUAGUCAGUUGAAAGCACUCUCAAGUCACUACGAGACCGGCGAGAAGAUUCCCGAUGAAUUGAUCGAAAAGCAAAUAUCUACCAAACAUGUAAACGACGCGCUAUUUAACCUAAGACAAUUGCAUUUUGGUAUCUAUGACAUGCAAAUACACUCACCUGCUACGCACGAGGAACUCGAAGCGGUCGAUUUCGGCGCAUUAUAUAAUGAACUUCGCAGCGAGAUCGCUAGUCUCAAGGGUCCCGAAGCUUUGGGGGAACCGAGCACCUGGGGUAAUGGUCAAGCUACCUUCGGUCACCUCAUGGGAGGUUAUGAUGCAGGUUACUACGGCUACCUGUCUUCACAAGUCUACAGUACAGACAUGUUUUACUCGGUCUUCAAGAAAGACCCAAUGAACGGAAAGGAAGGUCGCAGGUAUCGGCAUACCGUUCUUGAGCGCGGUGGUAGUCAAGACGAGAUGACCACGCUUGAGCAGUUCUUGGGCAGGAAACCUAGUAGCGAUGCAUUCUACGCAGACCUGGGCCUCACUGCUGCAACAGUUGCUUCUACCGCAUAAGGUAGGAUAGUAUAUACUACUAGGUACCUAAGGAUCGAGGUUAUUAAGGCCUAUUUCAAAGGCCUAUGAUAAAUUCCCUGAAACAUCGAUCGAGUAUCCCAAUUCUCUUGGUAGCCAUCUCCCCUAUCAACCUCUAAACUAUGAAUACCUAGUUAGUUUAUGAGAUAAUAAAUGCCAUGAUAACUGAUGAA